UCUGGCAACACAAAGAGAGCCGCGCCAAGGCUCCCUGGUUGGUCUACCUGGGGAAGUGAGGGCCCCAAGGAACAGUUGCUGGCUGCGCGUCUUCAGUGGCGGUACAAGUAUCUGCUGAGCUGGGUAUCACUACCUCUGGCACAAUGAAGUGGCUUGGUGGCAUUCUACUCCUGCUUGUGACUGUCAACGGCCAGUUGUCCGACAACCAGACUGGGGAGGCUCUCAGUGGUCUGUUGGCGGAGAAAGUGGCUGAACGACAAAACUUCAACUUAGGUGGCGACGACUCCUGCUUCACUCCUGACAACGAGCCCGGCAGAUGUGGUCCUCUAACUGAUUGCCCUGUAUACCUGCCGCUAGCCAGACAACUCCAACAGCAAGACAUCAUCAACUUCUUCACCAGCCGCAUAUGCAGACUCUUAUUUCGGACGGUGCACGUGUGCUGCCCAACAAACCCUAACCCCCUCAUGCCUGGUGGGUCCAUCCAGAUUUCACCACGACCCACAACCUCCAUCAAUAUUAACGAUUGUGGGAUCCCCUCCGGCGACAGGGUCAUAGGAGGCACCGAAGUGGAAUAUCCCGGGAAGUGGCCCUGGUUGGCAGCCCUGGGGAUCCGUAGGUUCGGCAGGUUCAUCCCCACGUGCGGCGGAACCCUCAUCACAUCCCGCCACGUCCUCAGCGCAGCUCACUGCUUCAAAGAUAAGCAACAAUCUCCGAAUAUCGUAAGGCUCGGGGAGCACAGCCUGAGCAAGACUGACGAAGGCGCAAACCCACAGGACUUCAGCAUCGUUGAGCAGCGUAACAACGGCUACAACUCAAAGACCCAAGAGAACGACAUCAUAAUUCUCGUCCUCGACCGAGAAGUCCAAUUCUCUUCACUCGUCGUACCAGCAUGUCUGCCCUACAACGAAGUAAAUAACGAAUUCGAGGGCCAGAGCCUGACUGUUGUUGGCUGGGGAACUACCUCUACCUCGCCAAGGACGGAUGUGCCUAUGGAAGCAGACGUGUCAAUUGUCCCCAGGAGUCAGUGUGUUACAGCAUACCUCAAUACCCAAGACCGUCCCGUGGUGGAUGAGAGGCAACUGUGUGCGGGCGAGGGUACUCGGGAUUCAUGCAGUGGUGACAGCGGUGGACCCCUCAACCACCGGGGUCCUGGCGGGAGGUACACCGUGGCGGGCAUUGUAUCCUUCGGGGUGGGGUGUGCCAGGGCAGAAUUCCCAGGAGUGUACACCAGAGUGAGCAGCUUCCUCGACUGGAUUGAGAAGAAUGUCCAGUAAUACAGGCGUCGACUCUGCCCGGGUAACACGUUUGGCACGUCUUGUGUCACACUUCUCUUUGACACCAGGAACAACAACAACAAUAAAGAGUUACAUCAACUCCAAAAAAUGACAUAGAAAAAAUGGUUGCCGCUUCACUUAUUAGAUGGCUACUUCAGCUGGACUAUGUUUAAGGUGUCGUAGCUGCCGCCAAGACAACACUCAGACCUCAAAUUAACAUCAGGUAUCAAUUAAUAAUACAGGAAGAGCGUACAAUUCACUAACCACAACUGCUAACCAUCACCCAGCAAUUAAAUCUACCAGUCGAUAAAGAUAAAAGUCAUCAUCUACUGGAAGACAAACAAAGGAAAAUGGCAUAAAGGAAACUUGGCCACAGUUUCCCCCUCCUUGGUGCUUGAACCCAGGGCCACUCACUACACCACAAGUCAACCCAAAGUGUAUAUUACAGGUAGGUGUUGGUGAAUCAGGGUAUAUACAAUUGUCUGGUCCGUAGCGUCUAACUUCUCAACUUUUCCCUGUUGUCUCUCUUCUUCCUGAACAAAUGUCCAUCCUUCCUUCAAUUCAUCCCACAACUCAAUUUCUUACUAAACAUUCUUCCUCCAAUGGCAUCAUCUAACAACCCUUUCCCUUCUCAAUCCAUAACUAAUUUAAUUCUCCUUCACCUCGUUAUCACCCUUAGAAGGCUCUCCAAGACAUAGCCAUCGAUCAUCAUGUAACAAAUCUUCCUCCAUCUCACAACGCCUCCUCCUCCUCGCCACCUCUUUCCUUCUCAUCUGUACAUCUGACAUCUUUCAGUUUCUACUUCUGUCUCCAUUUCGUUCUACACUGUCUUCAUCUUCGCUGUCUCGUAUAAUUGUGUAAUGUUUGACCUUAUGAAGGAUCCACAGGAGAGGCUCACGAUAAAUCUGCUCAAAAACUCGGGUGUUAGUCGUCUCUUAUACUUCAAACAGCUUCCAUGUGAUCGAACUAUUUUGUGCAUCAUUGUCUAUGUGUUUGAAGACCCUGAAGAAAAACUUAACAUUUACUGGUGUAUUUUAGAUGUUUCUUCUUAUUAUAUACAUUAUUAAAAAAAAUCACUC
Molecule: messenger RNA, 2353 nt
Organism: Homarus americanus (American lobster)
Lineage: Eukaryota; Metazoa; Arthropoda; Malacostraca; Decapoda; Nephropidae
Product: venom protease-like
Exons: 10
Coding region: 144-1274 (376 amino acids)
Biological process (GO): proteolysis
Molecular function (GO): serine-type endopeptidase activity
Source: RefSeq, a predicted model, not a curated record